Cricetulus griseus (Chinese hamster) is the source of this 2946-nucleotide messenger RNA. NCBI's taxonomy places the organism in Eukaryota, Metazoa, Chordata, Mammalia, Rodentia, Cricetidae. The record is from RefSeq and is a predicted model, not a curated record.
AUGGCCUCUUUCUUUUCUGAUUUUGGUCUUAUGUGGUACCUGAAAGAGCUAAACAAGAAAGAGUUCAUGAAGUUCAAGGAGGUCCUCAGGCAGGAGAUAGCAGAGAGUGGGCUGCAGCACAUUCCCUGGAACGAAGUGAAGAAGGCAUCCCGGGAACACCUUGCCAACUUACUGGUGAAGCAUUAUGAGCAGAAAGCCUGGGAUGUGACCUUCAGAAUCUUCCAGAAUAUCAAUAGGAAGGAUCUCAGCGAGAGGGCAGCAGAAGAGAUGGCUGGACACUCAAAGAUGUAUCAAGCUUAUCUGAAGAAUAUGCUGAGCCAUGUUUGGUCCAGAAAGUUCAAAAUCGCGAUUGAGUGUUUCGGGAAUGAGGACCUCACCCAGGACAACUGCAGCCGUUUAUGGAAUCUUUUCGUGCCAAAGGCAAAUGAGAAGCCACACACCGUGCUCCUGAUAGGAAUGUCAGGAGUUGGCAAGACAGUGUUCUUGGCCCAGUUAAUGCGAGCCUGGUCAGAAGGCCUGAUGUUUCAGAACGAAUUCUCCUACGUCUUCUACCUGUGCUGUCACGAAAUAAAGCAGUUGAAGACGGCGAGCCUGGCCGACCUGUUGUCCAGAGAGUGGCCCAGACCCUCAGCUCCCAUAGCAGAAAUAGUAUCCCAGCCUGCAAAGCUCUUGUUCAUCAUUGACAGCUUGGAAGGGCUCAAUUGUGAUUGGUCUGAACCGGAAUCGGAGCUGUGUGAUAAUUGGAUGCAGAAGUGUCCCGUGAGUAUACUCCUGAGCAGUCUUCUCAGGAGGAAGUUACUCCCAGAAUCCUCUCUCCUCAUCACAGCUACCCCAGAGGCUUUCGAGAAGUUGGGAGACAGGAUAGAGUACACAGUUAAGAACUUCGUGACAGGGUUCAAUGAGAACAGUAGGAGGUCGUGUUUCCAGAGGGUGUUCCAAGAUGAGGACACAGCCCAAGAAGUCUUUACGUUGGUGAGGGAAAACGAACAGUUGUACAAUAUAUGUCACGUUCCUUCACUCUGCUGGAUGGUGGCUACUUGUCUAAAUGAUGAGGUAAAGAGGGGAGGACACCUGAGCGCCGUCUGCCGGUGUACCACCUCCGUGUUCGCCGCUUACGUUCUCAAUUUGUUCAUUCCCCAAAGUGCUCACUAUCCAAGUAAGAAAAGCCAAGCGCUGUUGCGAGGCCUGUGUUCCGUGGCGGCUGAGGGCAUGUGGACUGACAACUUUGCCUUUAACCAGAAGGAUCUUGAGAAAAACGGGGUCUUCCACUCAGACAUCUCCACACUGCUGAACAUGAAGAUUCUUCUAAAGAGCAGGGACUCCAAGAAUCUCUACACAUUCUUCCACCCAUCCAUCCAGGAGUUCUGUGCCGCCCUGUUUUAUCUGGUGAACAGCCACGUGGACCACCCUAGUAAAGAUGUCCUCUGUGUGGAGACACUCCUGUUUACAUUUCUAAAGAAAGUCAGGGUGCAGUGGAUCUUCUUGGGCUGCUUCAUCUUUGGCCUGCUACACAAAUCAGAACAAGCAAAGCUAGAGGCGUUUUUUGGCUACCAGUUGUCCCAGGAGGUAAAGCAGACGUUGUGUCAGAGCCUGGAAAAGAUAAGUGCCGACGAAGAACUUCGGAAACAAAUCGAUGACAUGAAACUGUUUUACUGUCUAUUUGAGUUGGAGGAUGACGGCUUUGUCACGCAGGUGAUGACCUUCCUGCCGCAGAUCAAGUUUGUGGCUAAGGAGUAUUCUGAUCUGAUCGUGGCCGCCUACUGCUUGAAGAACUGUUCCACACUGCAGAAGUUAUCCAUUUCAACCCAAGACAUCCUGCAGGAAGAAAAGGACCCCAGCUAUCUGAAAAAGCUGCUCCUCCGUUGGCAAGAUUUGUGUUCUGUGCUUGGAAGCAGUCAGCAAAUCCAGGUCCUGCAGGUGAAAGACACUUAUCUCAACGAGUUGGCCUUCUUGGAGUUGCAUAAUCACCUGAGGAAUCCCAGCUGUGCUCCUCGUAAAUUCCUGGUAAAUAACGUGUCCUUCUUGUGCAACAACCAACUGUUCUUUGAGCUGCUGACUCAGAACCAUAACCUGCAUCACCUGGACCUCAGCCUCACUUCUCUCUCCCGAAGCGAUGUCAAACUGUUGUGUGAAGUUCUGAACCAGAAAGGGUGUCACAUAGAAGAGCUCCUGUUGUCAGGCUGCCAGCUUUCCCAUGACGACUGCAUAAUCUUUGCCUCCAUCUUGAUCAGCAGCAAGAAGCUGAGGCAUCUCAAUGUCUCGUACAACAACUUGGACAAAGGGAUGUACUUGCUGAGCAAGGCUUUGUGCCACCCAGACUGUGUUCUGAAGGACUUAGUGUUGGCUAGCUGCUCCCUCAGUAAGCAGUGUUGGAACUACCUUUCUGAUGUUCUGAAGCGAAACAAAACCCUGAGCCACCUAGACAUCAGCUCCAAUGACCUGCAGGACGAAGGUCUGAAGGUUCUCUGCCAGGCUCUGAGUCUCCCGGACAGUGCCCUGAAGUCACUAUUUUUGAGACGUUGUCUCAUCACCAGUAGUGGCUGCCAGUAUCUGGCCGAGGUCCUCAGCAGCAACCAGAACCUGAUAAGCCUCCAGGUUUCCAACAAUAAGCUUGAAGAUGCCGGCGUGAAGCUGCUGUGUGAAGCUAUCAAAGAACCCAACUGCCGCUUAGAGAAUCUCGGGUUGGAAGCCUGUGAGCUAACUGGUGCCUGUUGUGAGGACCUGGUUUCUGCUCUUAGUCAAAAUGAAACCCUGUGGGCAAUCAACCUGCUGAAGAACGCCUUGGACCUCAGGGGGUUGGCUAUGCUGUUUGAGGCUCUGAAUGUCCACGGGUGUUCCCCGAAUGUGCUUGGGCUUCAAAUUACUAUCCCUGAUAAGGAAACCCAGGAGCUUCUGAUUGCCGAGAAGAAGAAAAAUCCCUACUUGGCCAUCCUAAGCCGUGUGUAA